GUAAAGUCUAAGGUGCCAGUUGACCGAUUUCUAUUCAGUCUCUCUAUAACUUCAGACGCUGCGAACACCUAAUGCAGUAGGAGGAUUCUUCCACAGCCUUAGCUUAGUAUGCAUCAUAACACCUACUAAAGUUCAUAGCAGAAUAAAGAUCAAACGUUAAAUCAGCCAAUUCUUCAACAAGUGUCAAUUAUUAUCCAAGCUCUCAAAUUAAAUUUAGGAUCAGAAACAAUCUGUUAUGAAGAUAUUAACAUAUAAACUAAAACCACUUAUCAAAAUACCUAGAAAUAUUCGAAAAAAUAAAUAUUUUUACGUUUCUCUAAUUGUGCCAGCGUACUUUUUACAUCGAUAUUCAAUUUAUAUAUAAAUUAUGAAAUGGAACUUGUUGGAAUGAGUAUUAACUUCCAAAAGUAAUGUUGAAGGAAAUAGUUAUUGGAAAUAUCUGGAUUGAAAUAAUUUUGAACAUUGAAUAUCAUAAGUUUAAAACAAAAUUGAUUAUAUGUUUGAAAUUAGGAAAAACGAGACAUUUGCAUGAAAGCUUUGAGCCUUGCUGUCAACAUUUUCGUGACCUAUAAUACAUUUAAAAGUGAUAAUUAGAAGCUAUACAUCAUUUUAAUGUAUACCAUCUAAUCUAUAUAAAGAAGGUGUCCUAUUUUCUUCUUUUUAAACAUAAAAUCUUGAAAGCUCAACAAUUUGGUUUCUCAUCAAAUAAAUCUUGACAUUAUCUUCUUUGUACCAUUUUUAUUGCGUGCAAGUUGCAAUCUAGUUAUUUUUGGCUUAACAGCUCAGCUGACUUUCGUAAAACUUAGCUCUGUUAUUUUCAUUGUUAAGCUAGGUACAAAAUAUUUGAGGUUAGGAAUUUGUUCACUUUUACUGUUUACAAAGACUCUCAUGCAAUUUCUUGCUCGUUAUAUUGCAUUAUGUCAUACUAUGCGCACUAUUGCCAAUAGGAGGUAGGAUUUGCCUUGACGUUGCUAAUCAGCGAUAUGUUUUGUCUACACACGUAUUUUCAACGAAUGUAAUUUUCAAAUACUCAGUAGCAAGUAUGAGUAACUAUUCUAUGAUAUCGACAUAUGCAUGGAGCAUUGCACAUGUGCAAGUGGAAUCCACGGAAAACUCCGUAAGCAUCAGGCUGCUGUGUUUUCUUUUUAUACUGAUCUUAUUGCAAUUGAGGUUAAAAUUAUAGGUACUCGUUGGCAGCUUUGGCAUUAGGAUAUAACGCCAAGGAAAGGGAUUUUUAUGCACCGCUUGUUGAAAGUAAGCCCAUCAGCUGCUCAAAUAAUACAGAUUUAAAUGAAAUAGGUUUAAAUUAUGAAAAUUAUGGUGCUGUAAAUGAAAAUACUGAAACACUGUCAAUCCCAGAAAGCAAAAAUGAUAAUGAUAAUGAGUUUGAACAUUUCCUAAAGAAGCAUACUAAGUUUGGUAUAUGUAAAGUACUUUUUAAACAGAUGUUUAAAAAGACUAGAUAAAGCUAAAACAAAAAAUAGUUGGGAUACAUUUUUAAGUACGUGCGGCAGUACCUUUGGCCUACGCAAUCGAGCUGGUGCUUCAAUAAGAAGUUCAGCCGACAUGCAUCACCAGAAGGAAACUAGGUGUAACUGGAGGCAGUAAGCAUCGACUUUCAGGUCGGCCAGCAAGUGGUGAAAAAACACACUUAAAAAGGAAAAGAAAUCUCGCUUUUAAUGUAAAUAAAAGUGUACCGAGUGCGCACUAAACAUAAAAAUGUAACUGUAAUAAUUUAAAAUGUUUAUAUAAAUAAUAAAAUAAUAAAGCCUGUAUUGUUCCUUUUACCAUAUCUUUUCUUUUCUAUCAGCAAGCUCAUGAAUGAACGUGCACAUGCUUAGAUAAAACAUACCGCCGAUUAGCAACGUCAAGGAAAAUCCUACCUCCUAUUGGCAAUAGUGCGCAUAGUAUACCCAGGGAGACAAAAUUGACCCGCGAUUAUCAAUGUUUGUACAAAGCGUACCAGCGAUUAGCAACAACCAAUGAGAGACCUCAAUUUAUAGCCUAUGGUUAAUCAAUGAUAAAUUCUGCUUAAAUGCCACCAGCUAGUGAUCACGACUAACUCUCCUAAUAGUAGUAUUCUCGCCCAGUUUACGACUCCGUGUGAACCCGCCUUAAGAAGAAAUGCAAACUUAGUGGUUAUUCAGUGGAAACAACAUGGAGGAUUUUCGACGCCAGUGCCUUCGAUGGUACGCGGCAGAACUAAUAAUUUUCGCGGUUAAUUUAAAUUUUUAACACGGGAUAUUUACGUGUGUAAAGUAACAAUUAUUGGUAUUUGUCGACUUCAUUUGAAUCGAUUAUCGCAAGUUACGCGACUUUAUUCGAGCGACACUCAAUCAUCGUUUUGGGAAGAACUCGCAUAUCAAUUUGACAUUUUUCGUGUGAUUAAUGGUACUUUGAAAACUUGUGAGGUUUUCUGUGAUUUUCUCUUAUGUCUGAUGUAUCAUUUCUAACUGUAAAUUGAAUGCAACAAAUAUUAUUUAGCGUCAAAACCCUAUUCAUUUUGAAGGAAACCAAUUAACUAACUAAGUCUACCUCGAGUACAAUAACAGGCAAAUAUAUAUUUCCAAAUACACCAGUACUUUUUGCUGAGAAAACUUAAUUGUUUUAUUACAAAUAAUAAUAAGCUAGAGAAUGACAAGCUUGUCGAUAAAUAAACCUGAAAAAACGGAAAUGUUGAGUAGUAUUCAAGAGGAGAUAAAUAAGGAUGAAACUGAUGUGAUAUUUGAAGAAAUUUCGAAACGAAAUAACUUUCAAGAGACGGAUGAACAGAAACUAUCACAUUCUGUUGACGAAGAGAAAAAAAGAGCUCUGGAGAUAUGUGAGCUGGACAACAUGUCAUCGUCACCCACGAUGGGGAGUAGACAAUUAAGUAAAUCGACAUCGGAGUUGAGUAGUCCCAGAGAAGCACCGGAUUUUCGACCACAAUCCGCUGCACCUCCAGAAACUUCUCAUUUAUCAGUAUAUCAAAAAGCACACAGUUUUCUUGCACAAAUAAAAAGUCGAUUAGGACAUUCUAGUAAGCGCGAACGUCGACAUAAAUCUCCGGGUCGUCAAGAUAGUACUGACUACGCGGCCGAUCUCAGUAGUGAACAUAGCACCCCAAGCACCCAAAGUCCAAGGCACCGGUUACAUAGCAGAACAGACUCUCCUUUGAGCCGAACUGGAGGUGGUGGUGGCACCGGAGGGGGUGGUGGUGAUACAAGCUCCCCAAGCGGAUCCCCUAGGCCUAAGGCGCCAGCUCCAGGAGCAGUGUCAGGACUUGAUCUUUUGCCUUCCACUACUAGCGAUGAAGUCUCCAGAAGGAGGGAAUUGGCAUUGCGGCAGCACUCCUUUUUUCAGUUGCGUAUCCAUUUAAGAAGAGGGCAAGGCCUAGCCGCCAUGGAUAAAAACGGAUUAAGCGAUCCAUAUGUAAAGUUCAAAUGUGGAGGAAGGUUAGUCUAUAAAUCGAGGACUAUCUAUCGAGAUUUGAAUCCUGUUUGGGAUGAAAGUUUCACAGUGCCUAUUGAAGAUCCUUUUGUACCUAUUGGUAUCAAGGUAUUCGAUUAUGAUUGGGGUAUUCAAGAUGAUUUCAUGGGCUCCGCCACGUUGGAUCUUUCCAAUCUAGAUCUAUCGAGAACAACGGAUUUAUCUUUACAGUUACAAGAUCCAUCUAGACCUGAUGCUUCGUUAGGUGAAAUAUUUUUAUCUGUCACUUUGUAUCCUAAGACUCAAGAAGAUAAAGAACAGUACUUCCAAAAAACUAGUAGGACCCAAGACGUGAAUAAAAGAUUAAAAUCUCAAAUAUGGAGCUCCGUAGUUACGAUAGUAUUAGUUGAGGGGAAAAAUCUUUUACCAUGUGAUCCAGAAACAGCAACAUCGGACCCCUAUUGUAAAUUUAGGUUAGGAAACGAAAAGUACAAAAGUAGAGUAGUAUGGAGAUCGCUGAAUCCAAGAUGGUUAGAGCAACUGGAUCUUCAUUUAUACGACGAUGGAGAUCAACAACUAGAAAUUACAGUAUGGGAUAAAGAUCGUGCAAGAGAUGAUUUUAUAGGAAGAUGUGUAUUAGAUCUAACCACGUAUGAACGAGAAAAAACACAUAAUAUUUGGCAAGAGUUAGAAGACGGAGCAGGCUCCUUACAUCUUCUUCUGACUAUAAGCGGUACAACAGCUUCUGAAACUAUAUCCGAUCUAACAACCUACGAAGAUAAUCCUCGAGAGAAACAAAUGAUACUUGACAGAUAUGCAUGGCAUAGAACAUUUCACAAUCUUAAAGAUGUUGGUCAUUUGACUGUUAGAGUAUUUAAAGCUCAAGGACUUGCUUCGGCAGAUCUUGGUGGUAAAAGUGAUCCUUUUUGCGUCUUAGAAUUGGGAAAUGCUCGUCUUCAAACGCAAACCGAAUACAAGACACUUACACCAUCUUGGAAUAAAAUUUUCACGUUUAACGUUAAAGAUAUUAAUAACGUUUUAGAAAUUACUGUUUUUGAUGAGGAUAGAGAUCAUAAGGUAGAGUUUUUGGGGAAAAUUGCAAUUCCGUUGCUAAGAAUAAGAAACGGAGAGAAAAGGUGGUAUGCACUGAAGGAUAAGAAAUUGAGGACGAGAGCCAAAGGAAACGGACCGCAAAUUCUACUGGAAAUGACAAUUAUCUGGAAUCCUAUUAGAGCAUGUAUUAGAACGUUGAAUCCUAAAGAAGAAAAGUAUAUGCAAACUGAAAUAAAAUUCAAACGACAAGUUUUUGUUAAGAAUGUUCUGAGGCUCAAAGUUUUUAUCAUGUACUUCCUAGAAUUUGGUAAACUAUUUCAAAACUGUUUUGAAUGGGAAUCAAAAAUACAAAGUUUCUCCGCACUCCUAAUAUGGUUGAUUCUCUGUUACUACUUCCAACCUUGGAUGUUUCCAGUUUUGAUACUUUUGAUAUUUCUGAAGCAAUAUAUAGUGAGAUCAUUGGCGGGUCCUCUUCAAGUUCCUUGGGAUGAAUCGCAGGAUUCAGAAGUGGACGAUGACGACGAGGAAGAUAAAGAAAAAGAAGAGAAGAAAAGUUUGAAAGAACGUCUACAGGCCAUACAGGAAGUAACGCAAGGUGUUCAAAAUGCCAUUGGAAGAAUUGCUUCAUUACUGGAGGGUGUGAAAAAUAUGUUCAAUUUCACGAUUCCUUAUUUAUCCUGCAUAGCGAUAUUUCUUCUAAUCGUAGCGACCAUUGUGUUGUAUAUAAUGCCGAUUAGAUACCUUCUGAUGUUGUGGGGAUUAAAUAAAUUCUUCCGGAGAAUUUUACGACCCCAUUCAGUACCAAAUAAUGAACUUCUCGAUCUUUUGUCAAGAAUACCCGACGACGAGAUAUUGACUUACGUUAAAUUACUGGCCGCUGGUUUAUCGACGCACUUGGGCCGAUUGACAGUUAUUCGAUGGUAUUUGCAGUUGGACUAUAAGGACCUCAAGCUUUUGAUGAACAACGAUAGCGGAGAUAGGCGAAGAGAACCGAAAAAGAAGCAGAAAAACUCCUAGUGGUCGCUAAACAGUGUGAAAGACAGAUGGAAAGUGCGCUUUGAUAAAAUCCAUGAAAAGUCUGAUUAGCAUUUAUAUUAUUAGUUUCUAGCUAGUAAUUUUGUAAAUUGAUACAAUGUGUAAAAUAUCUAUUAUACAAAUGAUGCAGGGGUUUCGAAUUCAAUUGAAUUAGAUAUCGAUCAGAUUAAAAUUCAUUUCAUAUUUGUUAUAAAUUAAUAUAUUUCUGAUCAAAUAAUCAAAAAAUCAAAAUAUGAAACACUAAAAUCACUUUUUCAUUACAUUAAAAUACUUUACAAUUACUCCUAUCUAUGAAUAAUUUUAAUAUGUAGUAGUUUACUAUUUAUAUUUGCAUAGUUCUUUAUACAGUGUGUCUAUAUACAGAAUAGAAGUCAGUUGUCGAUGAUAUCUAUAGAAACAAACAUAUGUGGAUUGAGAAAUGAAAUUGGAUUGCAACUUCAAAGUUUAUUACCCCUUUAUAUAAUCUAUUUCUCACAACUACACCUUUCAGUUAUAGGAUUUUAUUAAAAUCCAGAAUCUGUACUAGCUUCAAAAAAAUUGAAUAUUUGCUCCUCCAGGAUCUUAUAAAGACAAGCCAAUUUGUGAUUAAACAUGUGCAGUUUCUUUCCUUUUGACACGGAAACUACACUCGUCAAUUUCUGCAAGAACUAAUCUCCGCAGAUGCUACCUGAAGCAGUAGUACCGUGUGAGAAGGUGUAUCAAGGUUUUAUUGAUAUUCAAAUACCUACUUUUUGAAUCCAGAUUCAAAUUCUUCUAUGGUCAGAUUAAAAAUUAUUUUUCCUAUUUAACCACCUUUUCUUCGGCGUUUUCAAGCUAGCUCUGAGUCGAUGGCAUAACAGCUCAGUACUUUCGACUGACCAUCAUAAUUGAUUGAUAUCAUAUUUAUUUCUAAAUAUCUUUGUAUUAGUAAGAUGCUUGAUAAAUAACCUAGCAAUGAUGAAUCUUUAGUAGCAAUCUCAAAUAUUGUAGCACAAUUCCUUGUGGUGAUUUGUAAACCCUCUGUAUGAUAAAUUUAUACUAUUUAUUUUGGAAAUUCAGGUGAAGAAUUCCUUUUCCUAUUCCUCGUUUUACACUGAUCAUCUUGGUAAAUUGGUUUUUAUUGAUAAAUAUAUUGGACUUAUUGUUCUAGAAUCAGGUAUUAAAAUUGGGACGUUCCAUACAUAAAACUCACUCUGUAUAAUUAAUUUCAAGGGCCUAAGUUAGUGAAUAUCCACUUGUAUUCUAACUUACAAUUAGACUAUCUAGAAGAUGUAUUAUACUUCUCUGCAUGUUGUUAUGAGCUAUUAAUGUUGACAAAAAUGUCAAUCGACUCACGUUUUAAAAAGGGCAAAUUAUUAUUUUUUGACAUAAAUCUCAAGAGAUCAAUCCACUAGUCCCUUGGAGCUCUAUUAAAAAAAGGGGAAUAAUGAAAAUGAAAAAUGCGUAUUAGUCACAAUAUUGGCUUUUUCAAAAAAAUCGGUGGGCUUUUGGUUCACUGAAAUCUCUACUUUUUCAUGGUGUAAAAAAUAUAAAUUACUGCUUCUAAAUGUUCUUGAUUUUAGGUUCCUUCUGUUUUAAAAUUAGUUUUUUUAAUAAUUUUUGUAAGACAGAUGAAAUUUGACGUUUCGACUUUUGUUUAAAUGUUUAUCAAAAUAUUCUUAUUUUAUUUUGAAUUUCGUUAUUUAGAUGAUUGUUGUUGCAUUCAAUAUUACAUAACAUAUUUGUCACAGAUAAUUCUUUGUUACUAGAAAUAUUUUGCGCGAAAUUGGGACCUAAAGAUAAAAAUUCUUUCACUUCAUCUGGUAUGACAGAUCCAUUUUGAUUUUAUUUCAUUUGUAUUUUCAGCAAUAGGUUGUUGUUUUAAUAUUAGUUUAUCAAUUUCCUUUAAAUUUUUCUUUUUCCAUUUAUUAAAAAGUGAUUCAGUUCUUUCUCGACAUUUUUCUUCAAAUAUUAAUAGGAAUUACCUCAAUUAUUUUAAUUGUUAUGUUUUUUAAGUCAUUUUCUAAUUUUCUAAUUUAUUAGAGUAGUUGAUUCGGUAAUAAAUAGUAUGAUUUGGAAAAUAAACUUAGAUAAAACGUGGUUUUGAUAUUAAUGCUGCAGGCGACUAUUUGUAAAUUUUAUAUAGGAUAAUUUUAAAUUUAGAAAUGUAAGUAUUGACUUUUUUUUGCAUCUGAGUAGAAAAAUUCUUCGGUUUUUCUGUUUUGCAAUUUUGUGGAGGAUAUUUUCGUAAUUUUUCAUAUUUUAUUUGUCUUCAGUUCCAUAUGUGAGUUCAGUGUUAUGAUUGGUAGGCGUUAUUUCAUCAAAAUAUUUUGAUGAAGACUUCAAAAAAAGUUGAACCGUCAAAUUUCAUCUUUUAUUCAAAAAUUAUUAAAAAAACUAAUUUUAAAACAGAAGAGACCUGAAAUUAAGAUAUUAAAGAAAUAUAAAUUACUAAAAUGAGUUUUCUCAAAAAAUGUGAGAUUCUCGAAACUGAACAUUUUGUUCAAUCGUAUGUAAAAUUUUUAUCUAUUUAUUGAAAUUUUACACUUCUAUCAAUGGAAAAACUCAAGAUUUCAUGUUAUAUUCAUAAAAAUAAGUAAUUACAGUGUAAAAUUUUAAUAAAUAGCUAGAAAUUCUAUAUAAUGAUUUGGAAAAAUUUCUUAGAUUCGAAUUUCUUUCUCUUUGGAUAAUCUGAAAAAAAUUACAAUGUAUAUUUUUUACACCACCAUAAAUUCUCUACGAACAAAAAGUCCAAAAAAUUUGUUUAAAAAGCUGAUACUUUGACGAAAGAAUUUUCAUUUGAAAAUAAAAAUAAAGUAAAAAUGAGUAUUUUGACAGAAAAAACAGUGUUAGGAAGACAAAGGUAAGUUUUGUAUAAACAAAGUUCAGUUUCGUUUAAGAUUUUUUCAAAUUAUUAAAAUAAGUUAUUAGAACAUUUCAGAUAAAUAUUGAGGUUGUGUAAAAAAACUUUGAAUACGUUGCAGAGUAUGUUAUUACUUACACUUUAGUAACUUUUUUUCAUAGUUUUACCUCAUAUCGAGUUAAAUCGUUUUUUACCCUUAAAAAUUCAUCCCCUUCCACUUCCACUUCCAUACAUCAUUUAUUUUUCAUUUUCGCCAAUAGAUUUCAUUCUACUACUAUUUUCUUGUUCGUUUCAAAAAUUAUCAACCCUGGUCUAAUUCGUAUAGAUAUAAGGGUAUAUGGAAAAAUAUGCUUAGAUAUAGGUAUUCCCAUAUAUUUGAUUAAUGUGUCGUUGAAUUUAUACAUUUUUUAUUAAUUAAUUAAUUAAAACUAUGGAAUUGUGAUAUAUAAUGUCAUUUUCUAAUUUUUAUAUAGUUAUACGAUACUGUGAAAUAUUUUAUCUAAUUUCCUUUUCAAAACCGUUUUAGGAGUCUUUUUUACCAAUUCAAACUGUUAUUGUAUUCGUAAUCCAAAAUUUGCACUUAUUUUUGAUGGCACAAUUGUUUAAUCAAUGUUUUUAUAUUAUUAUAUAUAAACUAAAAUAGCUUUACAUUCUGUCGCAUUUUGAAUGUCAUCAUGUAGCUUAUCCUUGUAGAUAAAUAAUUUGUUGCAUUCAAUAUUUUUCCUAAAGUAAUUCUCUCCACUCAGCUCUCUAAAUUUGUUAUAUUGUAAAUCAAAUGUUUCCUAAAGUUAACUGAAAGAAGUUAAUAGUUUUGUGAUGCUAAAUUUGUAGGUGUUUUUCUUUUGUUUCCAUUUCCAUUAUCAAAACAUAAUUUUUAUUGUUAACACGUUAACUGCCGUAUGUAUCAAAAUAUGUUGCGUACAGUACCUCACCCGCGUACGUAAAAAUUAAAUCGUUUAAAAACGGCAGUCAACGUGUUAAUUAUUCCUUGAGGAUUUUAUAUUGAACUGGAUAAGAUUUUAUGAAAUAGUUGAAAAAUACAUAUAUGGAGAGAACUUUCGUUCUAUUUAAAUUUAUUGUCUAUUUGUAAGUUGAUGUGUAUUAAGCUUAUUUAUAUUUUUAAUAAAAAAUCAAAUGCUACCAGUUAUCUAUUAAUAAGUACAAUAUUUUACAUUUUAUCGAUGUUUUAUAUGAAUAAAAUACAUGAAUAUUAA
This is a messenger RNA of Diorhabda carinulata, 9531 nucleotides long. It is a transcript of the gene Mctp, whose product is annotated as multiple C2 and transmembrane domain-containing protein. Gene Ontology annotation, molecular function: calcium ion binding. The transcript is spliced from 16 exons. The record is from RefSeq and is a predicted model, not a curated record. The coding region runs from base 2635 to 5478 and encodes 947 amino acids. NCBI's taxonomy places the organism in Eukaryota, Metazoa, Arthropoda, Insecta, Coleoptera, Chrysomelidae. Gene Ontology annotation, biological process: regulation of neurotransmitter secretion. Gene Ontology annotation, cellular component: synaptic vesicle membrane.